This is a messenger RNA of Molossus molossus (Pallas's mastiff bat), 7349 nucleotides long. RefSeq names its product adhesion G protein-coupled receptor G6 (gene ADGRG6). Gene Ontology annotation, cellular component: membrane. The record is from RefSeq and is a predicted model, not a curated record. Gene Ontology annotation, biological process: cell surface receptor signaling pathway; heart trabecula formation; adenylate cyclase-activating G protein-coupled receptor signaling pathway. Gene Ontology annotation, molecular function: G protein-coupled receptor activity; laminin binding. The coding region runs from base 155 to 3889 and encodes 1244 amino acids. The transcript has 25 exons. NCBI's taxonomy places the organism in Eukaryota, Metazoa, Chordata, Mammalia, Chiroptera, Molossidae.
UGUAAAGCAUAAUAAAAAAGGGCAGGGCUUCAAGAAUGGGGAAAGCGUGUUUUCGAUUCAAAUUGAACCAGGAGUAGCAGGCCAGCUCCCCGUCCAGGCGCCGUGCCCAGCCCAGAGAGCGCUCUCCUGGACCGACACCUGGGGGCUUGGAAGGAUGUUUCACGUAGGUCGAAUGUGGAGCUGUCAUUGGAAGUGGAAGCCAAGUUCCCUUUUGUUCUUGUUUGCUGUAUGUGCUGUCUCUGUUCCUCACUCAGUGUGGGGAUGUGCCAACUGCAGGGUUGUGCUAUCCAAUCCUUCUGGGACCUUUACUUCUCCAUGCUACCCCAAUGACUACCCUAACAGCCAGGCUUGCAUGUGGACCCUCCGAGCUCCCACCGGCUAUAUCAUUCAGAUAACAUUUAAUGACUUCGACAUUGAAGAAGCUCCCAAUUGCAUUUAUGACUCAUUAUCCCUUGAUAAUGGAGAGAGCCAGAAGAAAUUUUGUGGAGCAACUGCCAAAGGCCUAUUGUUUAACUCAAGUGCGAAUGAGAUGCAUGUGUCCUUUUCAAGUGACUUUAGCAUCCAGAAGAAAGGUUUCAAUGCCAGCUACAUCAGAGUGGCUGUGUCCUUAAGGAAUCAAAAGGUCAUUUUACCCCCGACACUGGAUGUGUACCAGGUGUCUGUUGCAAAAAGCGUCUCUAUUCCGGAGCUCAGCGCUUUCACACUCUGUUUUGAAGCAGCCAAAAUUGGCAAAGAUGACGGUGAAUGGAUGUUGUUUUCCUACUCCGAUGCAUCCUUCACACAACUGCUCAGCUUUGGAAAGGCCAAGAGUGGCUACUUUCUAGCUAUAUCUGGCUCCACAUGCUCACUGAACAGUGCGCUACCUGUGAAGGGAAAAGAAGACAUUUUCACAGAAAGCUUUGAGCAGCUCUGCAUCGUUUGGAAUAAUUCUUGGGGCUCUGUCGGUGUAAAUUUCAAAAGAAAUUACGAAGCAGUUCCAUGCGAUUCUACCUUUAAUAAAGUUAUUUCUGGGAAUGGGAAAUUGUUGUUGGGCUCCAAUCAAAAUGAAAUUGCCUCUCUAAAAGGGGACAUUUAUAACUUUCGACUUUGGAAUUUUACCAUGAAUUCCAAAAUCCUCUCCAACCUCAGCUGUAAUGUAAAAGGGAAUGUGGUCGACUGGCAAAAUGACUUUUGGAAUAUCCCAGCCCUAGCUCUGAAAGCUGAGAGCAACCUAAGCUGUGGUUCCUACCUGAUCCCGCUCCCAGCAGCAGAACUAGCCAGCUGUGCAGAUUUGGGGACCCUCUGCCAAGCAGCUACUGUAAGUACUCCUAGUCCUGCACCACCUACUGUCUCCACUAACAUGCCUGUUACUAACAGAACCGAUAAACAAAAGAAUGAUGGAAUUAUCUAUAGAAUUUCCAUAGUGGUUCAAAACAUCCUUCGUCAUCCUGAGGUAAAAGUACAGAGCAAGGUGGCAGAAUGGCUCAAUUCAACCUUCCAAAAUUGGAACUAUACUGUUUAUGUGAUCAAUAUCAGUUUUCACCUGAACACAGGAGAGGACAAGAUUAAAGUCAAGAGAAACAUUGCAGAUGAUCAAAGGAUGGUGAUUUGGGCCCAUCUAGUUUACAAUGCUACUGACAAUAUCAAUUUAGAAGGAAAAGUGAUUCAGCAGAAGCUCUUAACAAGUAAUGAGUCCCUGGAUGAGGGCUUGAGGCUGUACACCGUGAGUGUGAGGCAACUGGGUUUUUGCCUUAAGGAGGAGAAUCCCAAAGGCUAUCAGUGGCCAGACCUCUACCCUUCUGAAUACAAGCUUUUGUGUCCAGAGAAGCCAGGUUUUUAUGCUUCACGGAUCUGUUAUCAAAACUCGUCCAACACAUCUGUAGCCCACUGGGGGAUUCCUGAUAUCUCCAAUUGUUCAAAGGAAGCAAAUGAAAUUGCCAAUCAGAUUUUAAAUUUAACUGGUGAUGGGCAGACUUUAAACUCAGCCAAUAUUACCAGCAUUGUAGAAAAGGUGAAAAAGAUCGUGAAUAAAGAAGAAAACAUUGAUUUAACUCUUGGCUCAACUUUAAUGAAUAUAUUUUCUAAUAUCUUAACCAGUCCAGACAGUGACUUGCUUAAAUCUUCUUCUGAAGCUUUAAGAACAAUUGAUGAAUUGGCUUUCAAGAUAGACCUAAAUAGCACACCACAUGUGAAUAUUACAACUCGGAAUUUGGCUCUUGGAGUAUCAUCCCUAUCUCCAGAGACUAGUGAAGAUUUAAAUUUUAGCAUCAGUCUUCCAAGAAAUAAUGAAUCCUAUUUUCAGAUGGAUUUUGAGAAAGGACACAUGGAUCCAUUGGCUUCUGUCAUUUUGCCUCAAAAUUUACUCAAGAACUUAAGUCAAGAUUAUUCUGCAAUAGUUAAAAGAGCACAGUUUACUUUCUUCAAUAAAACCGGACUUUUUCAGGAUGUGGGGACCAAGAAAGGCACCCUAGUGAGUUACGUGAUGGCGUGCAGCAUCGGAAACAUUACCAUCCAGAACCUGAAGGACCCAGUUCGAAUCAGAAUCAAACACACGAAAAACAAGGCAGGGCAUAAACCCAUCUGUGCCUUCUGGGACCUGAACAAAAAUGAGGGUUCUGGAUUCUGGAACACGUCGGGCUGUGUCGCGCACACGAAUUCGGAUGCAAGCGAGACCGUCUGCCUGUGCAACCACCUCACACACUUCGGCAUUCUGAUGGACAUUUCAGGAACGGCCUCACUGAUAGAUGCAAGGAACACCAGAGUGCUCACCUUCAUCUCCUAUGUUGGGUGUGGAAUAUCUGCUAUUUUUUCAGCAGCAACUCUCCUGACAUAUGUUGCUUUUGAAAAAUUGCGAAGGGAUUUUCCCUCCAAAAUCUUGAUGAACCUGAGCACGGCGCUGCUGUUCCUGAAUCUGAGCUUCCUCCUGGACGGCUGGAUCACCUCGUUCCACGUGGAGGGGCUCUGCACCGCCAUCGCCGCCCUGAUGCACUUCUUCCUCCUCGCGACUUUCACCUGGAUGGGGCUGGAAGCGAUCCACAUGUACAUCGCUCUGGUUAAAGUAUUUAACACUUACAUUCGCCGAUACAUCCUGAAAUUCUGCAUCAUUGGCUGGGGUUUACCUGCCUUUAUAGUGUCAGUUGUUUUAGCAAGCAGAAACCAAAAUGAAGUUUAUGGAAAACAAGGUGAUGAAUUCUGUUGGAUUCGGGACAUGGUGGUGUUUUACGUGACCUGUGCUGGGUAUUUUGGAGUCAUGUUUUUCCUGAACGUUGCCAUGUUCAUCGUGGUAAUGGUGCAGAUCUGUGGGAGGAACGGCAAGAGGAGCAACCGCACCCUGCGCGAAGAGAUCUUGAGGAACCUGCGUAGUGUGGUCAGCCUGACGUUUUUGCUGGGCAUGACGUGGGGUUUUGCUUUCUUUGCCUGGGGACCCUUGAAUGUCCCUUUCAAAUACCUCUUCUGCAUCUUCAAUUCGUUACAAGGCUUUUUUAUAUUUAUUUUCCACUGUGCCAUGAAGGAGAACGUUCAGAAACAGUGGAGGCGGCAUCUCUGCUGCGGCAGAUUCCGGUUAGCGGACAACUCGGACUGGAGUAAGACAGCUACCAAUACCAUCAAGAAAAGUUCUGAUAAUCUAGGAAAAUCAUUGUCCUCAAGCUCCAUUGGUUCCAACUCAACCUACCUGACAUCCAAGUCGAAAUCCAGCUCUUCCACCUACUUCAAAAGAAAUAGUCACACUGACAAUGCUUCCAUGGACAAGUCCUCAUUCAAACCGACCCAUGCUGAUGGAGAACAAACAUCAAUCAUCCCUGUUCAUCAGGUCAUCGAUAAGGUCAAGGGUUAUUGCAAUGCUCAUUCAGAUAACUUCUAUAAAAAUAUUAUCAUGUCAGACACUUUCAGCCACAGCACAAAGUUUUGAUGCUGUUAAUGUGAGCAAAGAAGACUCGGUCGGCAGAAACGUGACUUGCAAGCAGAAAACUGGGACUAGCAGAUGUAAACAAGCCAUUACCUAGGUAACUGCAUUUGUAGGAGGAAUGUAUUAUGUUUAAAAAGGUCUUGUGAAAUUCAGAAUUCUUCUUUUCAGAGAGCUGGUUCCAAGGGGAAGCUUCCGCCAUCGCCAAAACUUUCAGUACUGAGAGCAACAGUACUCAGUGGCCACAGGAAAAAUGAAUUUUUAAAAUAUGUAAUUGAAUUAGACGAAUCAGAACUUGGGGGGGGUGUUAAAAUUAGAGGAGAAGGGAGAGGCUGAGCUAGGGACAAACCCUAGUGUAGAGCUUAUUCGCACCCCACCCCAUAGUUAGGUUUGGAUAUUGCCAUUUGCGUCAUCAAAAUUUUUCUCAACAAUCAAAGCAUACUGAUGUUUCUGGCUGUUUUGGAUGCCCACACAUGCCAGCUCAGUGCUGGUUUCUGUGAGGACAAUGGCAUAUUUUCUCCUUUUCAAUGGAAUUUCAACCAUAGAUACAAAAGAAGUUCUGACCUGUAGAUGAGAUCAGAAGAAUGUUCAACCUUCAGGAACAUAAUAUGCUUAAGAAAGAAAGAAUUCCCCAAAUUUUGAAGUAGUUAAUAUGAGGCCAUGCAAAUUUAUACCAUUACACUUAUCCUAGUCAAGACACAAGGCUUAAGCAUCAUCAUUAUCAUUGAACCCCAUGCGUUUGAAUCAAGUCUAGUGUUGACGGUCCAUUAAUGUGGAAUCCCAGUAGCUGUUGAAGAAUGAAUCUUUUAUACCUCUGCUUUUGCUCCUCUACUGUAGAUUGAGACCACAGGCUCAUGGGAGGGAUGAGAGAAUGUCCAUGAGGCACGCUGGGUACAGUAGUCUCUCCCUUUUAGAAAUACAACCAUCGAGACUCUCUGCUCCUGUUCUUGCUCUGCAGACUUGCAGACAUUUGCAAUCGCACAAAUGAAAAGCCUCUUAUUCCCCUUUUAAGAGUUUUGUUCCAAGGAAUAUAAACUGAGACAAAUGGAUGACUUAUCAUAAUCAAAAUAAUUUAUAAACAUGUGGGUCUACAAUUGCUAGUCUAUAAACUAUUUGUACAUAAGUCCUCUGAUUAUAAGAGCCAGAGGAGGUCUGGCAAGAUAGAUUGUGUGUUAUUUAUGGAUUAGGUUUCUGCCUCCAAAGCCAUGCAUAAUAUUAAGCAGCUUACCUAACUUUCAAACUAUUCUGAGUAAUAUGCUCGCUAGUGAAUGUUUAGGAGACCACAUUUUAAUUGUUCUUCAAUGAUGGAUUUGUAUCCAGUUUCUUACAAAUCGGUCCCAGUACAUGCUGUGCCCUCACAUUUGCUCUGGGUUAUCUGGGAAGGUGCAGAGUCUGGGAGGUAGCAGCCUAUGUGCUUGGACGUUGAGACAUUCUGGAACCAAUCCGCCUAAAGGCAGAUACCGGAAGCCAGAGCUGAGCAGCUGGGGGCCAUUCCCUCUGUGCAGAGACAGUAGCUCUCAGCUUGAGACGCAGGAGAACAUUCAGGAUUGUGAAGCCACCAAGGGGCCUCGCCCCUUUUGCUGAUCUUCAGUCAUAAAGCCAUUUGCCAGGCUUGAGUGGAUGAUAAGAUAAUGUGGCAAUGGAUUUGAUUACUGUUCCAUUUUGCAGCAGCGUAGAACACUGUCUGGGUGACAUGAGCGCUGCCCAGCUUGGCCUUCACAGGGGACAGGUGUCUAUACUGGGGAAGGAUAAUAAAUCUUAAAAUCACUAAGAUCCACUGCAGUAGAGCCAGAUCCUUUUCUGUAGACAUAUUAACAGACCGCUUAUUCUGGCAGAGAUUACAUAUAGAGGAAAAUGAACCUUAAGUAGUCACUACAUCUUCAUAUACUUUCCCCAAGCCUCAGAGAUUCACGAUAGAAUUUAAUUAGCUUUCUACUGUCGGAUUUCCACCCGGAGUGCUUAUUGAGUUAACAGUGAUUAAGAGAUAGCUACAAAAAAUGACUUAGAUUCCUACUCAUAUUUAUCCAGUUCUGGGAAAACCUUUGUAUUCAUAGUGACAACAAUGCUGGCUCCACUUUAGAAAUGUCCAGUAACCAGGUGAGGAAAAAAUACAGAAACAGCUCAAUAGAAACGUUUGCAGGUAGAUUUAAAGACUGAGCCAACUUCUGCCCUCAGUUCUAAGCCUACAAUUCUCACCUUCAUUUAACCCCUCAGAACAGAAUUACAGGAAUGUAGCUAAGAUUUCGUUUUAACUGAACUUUGACACUGGUAUCAAUUCAGACUCUCUGGGUUAUUUUUCUUCAUCCUUUUUUCUUUUUUAGGCUACAUUGUUGUUAGAACCUUAGUCUGGCAUCUGUGAUGUUUUCCCUUCUUGUGUACUUGUGCUGUAAAGCUGUUCUGAGUUCAUUGUUGUCAUAGACUCUUUUGUACAUAUUUAUUUAUUUGUGUUUAUAAAUGUCAGCUUGUUUUAUAUCUUAGCUUUACAUCGCCUGGCCUUGUUAUUUUAAUUAACUUUCUACUGGGGAGACUGUAUAUAUUUUUUUUCUAAAUACAUUGUGAAAUAGAUUUCUGUAGCGGUGUCCUUGAAUAUGAAGCAUGAAAAAAUGACUGUGAUGCAGACGGGAAUUCGUAGUGAGAAGCUACCGUAGCCGCUGUGCCAUUGUACUUAAAUGGAAAUGUUUUUCAAAUAAAUACUUAGGUUGUUUGUGUUCCAAACUACUCGAUUCCUUUACGAGUGAAUGCUUUGAUUUCUGACUCUGAAAUAGGAAAAGAUUGUUUGACAACUGGGAAACACCCAGCCUCUAGUUAAGCCGGUGACACGGGUACUUGGCCAGAACACUGAGCGGCUGUUACAAAGCUGCAGUGUCCUAGCGAUCGAUACAUUUUAGGUUCUGAGAUGACUGAUGAGAUGCCAGCUCCCUGGAAGAUUAAACAUGAUGUAGAUUUCUCUCUGAGCAAAGUCUUUCAGCAACCCCCAAAGGGAAAUGAAUCAGUGCUAUUGCACAGAAGUUAGGUCCUAGGAUGUUUUCUCACCGUUUAUACUUGCUGUUUGCAUGGGGGGAGCUUGGGCAGGGGCAGAAUGGAGCCAGCUCCGGCUUCGCUUGGUGAUUAGGACAGAACCCUGCACUUCCUCUGCUGGGGUUACUUAGGACACCCCUGUGCGGAGCCAAGGCCCAGCACGCAGCUGGGAGGUGCGUCCCUGGUCCCUGCUGCCAGGGCCUGGCCAGGUCGCAGCGCCGGCCAAGCCCUGCUGAGAAAACAGCAGUUGCUUAAGAUUCAUCCAGGAGCAAGUCUCUUCAGAAAGCGGGGAGUAGAUGGGAGCCGUUUAUUUGACUUGCAGGCUGACCCGUGUUUGUAGUGUUUUGAAAUUUGAAGGAACUGGGCUUUAUAAAUACUGUGUUUUGGAAGGACUCUGUGUUUUCAGUUCAAUCACAUACUUUUCUCACAUAAAAGUAUUGAAAUGCCU